AUGUGUACUUCCUUAUCCACAAUGAUUCUCCUCUGUUGCGCUCCCCAUCAACCUAAUGCUACACUCGACCAAAAUACCCUUCGUUUCUCAUCAAACACAAAACACCUUGAAGGCAGAGCACGUUGCAGUGCAUUCCUUCGUGGACCCUCCCCGCACUCAAUAACUUCUCCGAACCUCAACUCCUAUGAGUUUACUUUCUCUCUACCAAGCAAAGCAAGGCAAAACCAAACCUAUCUUUCUUCUCUUCUCUAUCAACAAUGGCAACCACACUCACGUUUUUUAGACCAACCAUCAUCCGGGCCUCCUCGUGCUCGCCCGGAAAGCCCGAUCCCAACUCCAGGAAGCCCGUUUCUUCCAAUUGGUGGGCACCGCUGUUCGGUUGGCCAGCGGAGGCAGAUUACAUCAGCCCAAAACCGAGUGGGAAACCGGAUCCGGAGAGGGAAUUGGGCCGGCCCAGAUCCAUGUUCGCUGCAGGGUGCUUCACAGAGGAAAAGGCGAAACAGCUGCGGAAGAAAACCAUGGAAACGUCGACGUUUCACGACAUCAUGUACCACUCCGCCAUCGCCUCCAGACUCGCCUCUGAUGUUUGGAAAGGGUACGAAAAAUAGAAACUUUCCAAGUUUCCACCUUUCAAUUCGUCGACUUUAA
Molecule: messenger RNA, 648 nt
Organism: Sphenostylis stenocarpa
Lineage: Eukaryota; Viridiplantae; Streptophyta; Magnoliopsida; Fabales; Fabaceae
Source: the annotation of a GenBank genome assembly